AAACACACAGGUAGCUAGCUCGGCGCUCACGUCCUUCUGCUAACACACCGGGACCAGACUUCUGGCCUAAACAUGUUUUUGUCCGCUGCUGUUCGCUCUGCUGUGUCGCACACGGCCAGGCAGGUCAGGGGUCUGCAUCGCUCUGCUGUUCGUUCUGGAGCUGGAGGCAUCUUUGUGCACAGAGAUACUCAAGACAACAAUCCUGAAACUCCUUUUGAGUUCACGGAGGAAAACAAAAAGAGAAUCCAGGUGAUCCUUUCGAUGUAUCCUGAAGGACACAAACAAGCAGCCACCAUCCCCGUCUUGGAUUUGGCCCAGAGGCAGCACGGAUGGCUCCCUCUCACCGCCAUGAACAAGGUUGCUGAGGUGCUGGGCGUCGCUCCGAUGAGGGUGUACGAAGUGGCGACGUUUUAUACCAUGUUUCAGCGUCAGCCUGUGGGAAAGUACUUCAUUCAGGUCUGCACAACAACACCGUGCAUGCUCUGCAACUCCGACAGCAUCCUGGAGGCCAUCCAGAACAAACUGGGUAUUAAGGUCGGAGAAACCACUGCGGACAAGAUGUUCACUCUAAUAGAAGUGGAAUGCCUGGGCGCCUGUGUGAACGCUCCCAUGGUCCAGAUCAACGACAACUAUUAUGAGGAUCUUACGCCUAAAGAUAUCGAGAAUAUUAUUGAUGAACUGAAGGCAGGAAGAGUCCCAGCACCUGGACCAAGGAGCGGCCGUUUCUCGUGUGAGCCUUCAGGCGGACUGACGUCCCUGACAGGACCUCCUACAGGACCAGGAUUCGGUGUAAGACCGGACCUGUAGACAUACUUGAGCCACUUGAUCAAAUUCUUUGGAAGGAUUUUGACCCCUGUGCUAUUAAUAUUCUGUAAAUAAAAUGUUAAUGUACCCGUUG
This is a messenger RNA of Austrofundulus limnaeus, 898 nucleotides long. It is a transcript of the gene ndufv2, whose product is annotated as NADH:ubiquinone oxidoreductase core subunit V2. Gene Ontology annotation, molecular function: NADH dehydrogenase activity. Gene Ontology annotation, cellular component: respiratory chain complex I. Bases 73 to 807 code for a protein of 244 amino acids. The transcript has 8 exons. Gene Ontology annotation, biological process: mitochondrial electron transport, NADH to ubiquinone. NCBI's taxonomy places the organism in Eukaryota, Metazoa, Chordata, Actinopteri, Cyprinodontiformes, Rivulidae. The record is from RefSeq and is a predicted model, not a curated record.